This is a messenger RNA of Gavialis gangeticus (Gharial), 5208 nucleotides long. RefSeq names its product doublecortin like kinase 3 (gene DCLK3). The record is from RefSeq and is a predicted model, not a curated record. The coding region runs from base 426 to 2384 and encodes 652 amino acids. The transcript is spliced from 4 exons. Gene Ontology annotation, biological process: protein phosphorylation. Lineage: Eukaryota; Metazoa; Chordata; Crocodylia; Gavialidae. Gene Ontology annotation, molecular function: protein kinase activity; ATP binding.
GGCACCGAGGCCUGUUUGACCACACUUUACAUGGUAUAUGUUCCAGAGUAACUGAGAGGAAACUACAAGGAACUUGUCCACCCAUCGCUCGUGGAAAUUUUGGCAAACCAUUCUUGGGUGCCAACAGUUAUAGUUCUCCAUUUUUUAAUCCCCGUAAUGAUUUUCACACAAUCCAUUCAGAGAACAGCCCAGUGAAGCCCAGGAUUGUGACAGUGGUGAAACCAUGUGGACACACACUCAGGAAGAUCACAUUGCUUCUAAACAGGCGAUCAGUCCAAACUUUUGAGCAGCUGGUGGCUGACAUAUCGGAAGCUCUGGGAUUUCCACGUUGGAAGAAUGAUCGUGUAAGAAAACUUUACAAUCUGAAAGGAAGAGAAGUAAGAAGUGUCUCUGAUUUCUUCAGAGAAGGGGAUGCAUUUAUAGCUAUGGGAAGGGAACAGCUAACUUUGAAGAACUUGGGAGUGGUAAUACAAGAACUUUAUCCUGAUAGCCCAUAUGCUCUCAGCAUCAUUCAGCAAAACUGGGAGCAAUCCCAAAAGCUUAAGAACAGGCUACUUGACAAGUCUUUGAAAGUGGAAAAAGGCUUUGAGACAGAGAUUGCCAAGAACUGCUGCGAUGCCAUACCUUCCCAAGCAGUUGCCAGACAUGAAGGAAAAGCUCAAACUAAGACCAAGCAAGAGGAAAAAGUUAAGGCCAAAAAAAAGUGGUGCAGAGAAAGUUGGGGUAGAGACCAAGAUGUGAAGGCUUCUAGAAAAGCCAAAGAAGGAGAAAGGUACUUUAACCAAGAGAAAAGUCCUGAGAACAAAAUGGAAAAGAUUUCAGAUGAAAUAAUCAAAUGUGAGAAGUGUGAAAGAGAGAGACAGCUCAGGCAAAAACUACAAAGGGAAAGACAGGCUGAUGUCUCUUUUGAGAGCAGAGACCUUAACAUGGGAACAUGUCAGAGAUAUAAUUUAGAACGGAAUGUAAAAAUUAGGAAUUUCAGGAAGUCUUCAGAAAACUCUAUGGAAGAUGAUGAAGCUGGAUGGACAGAUAAUGGCUGUAGAAGAAGCUGGAAGCCUGUGAAUCAUAGGAACAUUAAUGAUGAGCUAGAAAAACAAAAGAGGGGUAUAGAGAAAGAAAGAGAUUUAGAAAGGCAUGAAAAUCAGGACAAAGAAUUAGUAAAAAUAAAGAAAAUCCCUGUAGAAGCUAUUCCGGUGACUCAAGAAGCAAAGAAGGAGAAUGGAAGUAGUUCUGCAAUUAGUCAAAGUGGUAGGGUAACAAAAGACUGUCAGGGAGACUCAGAUAAACCAGUAAAAAUGCCUGGGAAGAACAAAGAUGGUUGGAAGCCAAAAGAGGAAGGUGCUGGCGUGGAAAACAUUAUAACACGUGAAGAGGGGGAACUGAAAAGAGCAGAAAAGGUGGGAGAACAUAGAGCCAACAAAGAAGAAAAAAAACCACAAGAAUUUGAAAGCAGAGGUCUGAGACAUAUUGUCAAAGGGAGAGGUGAUGUGGAGAGCUACUAUGAAAUCGGCAGAACUAUUGGGGAUGGGAACUUUGCUGUUGUGAAGGAGUGCCGACGGUGCAACACAAACCAGAUCUAUGCCAUGAAAAUUGUUGACAAGUCCAAGCUGAAGGGGAAGGAGGAUAUGAUGGAAAGUGAGAUUUUGAUCAUUAAGAGCCUUUCUCAUCCUAAUAUUGUGAGCUUGAUUGAGGUGUAUGAAACCGAGGCUGAGAUCUAUCUAAUCUUGGAGUAUGUUCCAGGAGGGGACCUAUUUGAUGCAAUCAUAGAGAGCGUAAAGUUCACUGAGCAUGAUGCAGCCCUCAUGAUAACAGAUCUGUGCGAGGCGCUAGUUUACAUUCAUGCCAAGAACAUUGUUCACAGAGACCUCAAACCUGAAAAUCUUCUGGUUCAACAUAAUGCAGAUAAAUCCACUAGACUAAAACUAGCAGAUUUUGGCCUUGCAAAGCUGGUUACGAAACCCAUAUUUACUGUUUGUGGAACUCCAACAUAUGUUGCACCUGAAAUACUUGCUGAAAAGGGUUAUGGCCUGGAAGUAGACCUGUGGGCUACUGGAGUGAUACUCUACAUACUGCUAUGUGGCUUCCCCCCUUUCCGCAGCCAAGAGCGAGACCAAGAAGAGCUAUUUCAAAUAAUACAGCUGGGUCACUAUGAAUUCCUUUCACCGUACUGGGAUAAUAUUUCUGGUGCAGCCAAAGAUCUGAUAAGCAGGCUGCUGGUAGUGGAUCCCCAGAAGCGCUACACAGCUCAGCAAGUUCUUCAGCAUCCCUGGAUCAGAACAGCUGGAAAAACCAACAGUAGGAACCUGCAGAGGGAAGUGACAAUUAAUAUUGAGCGCCAUUUUCGGAGCCAGCGCAGGAAGGAAGUUGCAAAUGAGGACACAUGAAGUUCCUUCAUGUCAAGCUAGCCUUCUCUCUUCUGUGUCUCUCCCUUUUUUUUUCUUUUCUAAAUGAGUUGGGCCCAGGGUUUGUUGUUGGGCAUUGUUGCUUGCCCUUUUUCUAAGAUUUUGAGAAUCUGGAAAAGUACAGGAUGGUGAGGCCAAUCUCCACUGAUGUUACUGCGAGUUGACUUCAAGUGAGCAUUGGCUUGGUCACCCAGUGUGUCCUUUUUAAUACUGAAUUGGGUCUAUGUUUAACUACACAGUUCUUUUUUGUAGAUUAAGAUGCGUUUCUGCAGCUAACAUUAGUGAUCAUUUGGGGAGAUUUUCUAUCCUUAUUUUGUAUGGCAGCUGCCAGAAGCUUUGUGUUCCUGGAGCCUUGUUUAAUGAUCAGAUGUACACCCCCUGCACAAACUUCUGCACCAUGCCUUUACACAAAGUACUGUUAGCAAUAGGAAGUAUGAAAAAACAACUAAACAAAAGUAUCCUUUAGCUAAAGGACACAUUAGACAUGAUACCGAAUACUUUGAUUCAAUGUAAAUAGUGGUGAGCUAAUCCAGGUACGGAAAAACUUGAAGCCGUCUUCUUUCAGUUGUGUGUUGUAUUAAUAUAAGGGUUGAUGCAAAACUAUGUGAAAACUUAAGUAUGGAGGAGGGAAUAAAAAGUGUUUCAGCCUUAUGUACAGAUUUAAAUAUUUUGCAGUACCUUUUGGGAAACAUCCUCUGUUAGUCAUUCUUGGAGACUGGGCAAAAGACCAGACCAUCAAUCUAUUAUGGCUACAAUAACUUAUUUGUUUCUAUGCUGAUUCAUUUUUAGGGCAAGGUAUAAGGCCUUGCUGUGUGAUGCUGAGGAGGACCUUUCUUCACAUUCUGGGAACAAAUCUGGCAGUUUCUGAGGGAAUUCUGGCUUCUUUUUAUACAGGAGUAUAUCAGUCUUUUCAAGAUUAAAUUUCACAGAUUCACAUUGAUGGAUCUUGAUUCUCACGUACUGAAGGAGGCAGAGUCAUGGAACUCCCUUUGUGACCUGCUCUUGUUAGCACCCAUGCUUCAGUUUCUCUUCCCUUAACUUGGUGGCUGCUUAAUUGCCUUUCUGCUUUGCUGGUGUCUUGUGCUAACUUUUUCCUUCUGGUGCCUUCCCUGGUGUCUUUUCCUCUAUUUCUCUCUCCUUAGGGUUUCACUUGGAAGGGCUAGAAGUAUGACUAAUGAAAUGAAAUUAGACAAAACACUUAACUCAGGAAAAAUAUUUAGAUUAUUCUAAGGAAAAGUCUGUCAAGGGAAGUCAUAGAAGUUUCAUUGCUCAAGUUAUUUAACACUGGACUCGGUAAAAUAAAAAAAUAAAGAAAAAAUAAGGAAAAUAAUGUGGUCCUUGUAUGCGAUAUACCUUAAUACAUCUUUUGUAUUUCAUGCUUAUUUAUUAUCAACCCAAAAACUAAAAAGGAUGUUAAUUGGUGGUUUACAGUAAACUGUCCAACAGCUCAAUAGUUGAACAACAGCUGACAUUUUAAACGUUAUAAGCAUUGAGUUAAAAACUCAUGGAAACGAAUAGGUCAGUUCACAUUGCCAAACUUAUCAUUGCAGUCUCUCUCUCUGUAGAUACAGAAAGAGAAUGCCAUACCACUUCAUAAUCAGAAACACACUUUUGUAAUCAUAAAGGUUAGAAUAAUUUUAAAGCUGAAAGCUAAAACUGUGCAAAUGAGUAAAAUAUGACAGUUGAAAUCUGCUUCAUAUCACUGAGUGGGAAAUUGCACCCUCAGUGAAAAAGUUGAACUAGAUUAUGUUCAAUGCAUACUGAAUUGAAUUCCACAGCAGAUGUUAACUACUAAUCAAACAAAACUCAUCAACUUUUAAAUUAUUCCAAGAAUUAUAUUUACAUGAUAUACCAUACUUUUGUCUUUAGGCUCUGGUUAAGUAAAGCCUUCCUCUUCAGGAGAGAAGUAAAGCAUAUGCUCUUGUGCUUUCCUGGACAGAGAUGGAUUUCACCAUGUGCUUAAGUGCAUUCCUGAGUCAGGGCCUUAAAGAGAACCAGUAUUAAAAACCUGCUUCUGGUAAUUAUGUCACAGUCAUACAUUCCCCACAGCAAACCUUUAUUAAUUCUAUCACUGACAUGAAACUAUGGAAAAACAUCUUGUGACAGACAAGAUCAAAUAUUACACUUCUUUCUAAAUUAAAAAUAAAAUUUGAAGUGACAAAAGCAUGUUGCAGAGACAGUGAAUAUUUCGGCAUUUGCAGGUCACCUUUAAGAGCACAGUGUGUUGCUCCUUUCAUGGUAAAUAGGAGACAGGGCACACCUGUAAAGAAUAUAAAAGGGAUUCUUUAUUUUGGGGUCUUGUUCUCUUCGGCUUUCUAGAUACCUGAUGACUAGGCACAGCCUUGUGCUACCAUACACAAUCUCUUAAGUCUCAGCCCCAGACUAAGGAGGGGAACUGUAAGUAUGCUUGGAGGCAGCAUAGAGCUGUUGAUCUUGCAUAAAGCUGAGGCACUCCAAUCUUUAGCCUCAGGUAAGAGAUACAAAGAGCUUCUCAAUAUUCCUCCUCAGGGAUUUUGUAUUUUUUUCACUCCCCUUUCAGUUGUUCCCUUCUUUUUAUUUUCCUUCUGCUCUGCUCUUCCCUUGGCUCCCUGACCAAGGGGUAGGAUCUAGAGCCACCCAGUCCACAGUACUUGAAGCUAGCACUUAUCAGCGACUGCUGGCAGGUGCACCUGGCUCAGCCAUGAGAGCUCAGGCAAAGCAAUCUGGCAAAGGGAGGUGGUUCUGAAAGCCCCAUCCUGCCUCAAGGACUUCAUAGAAUCAUAGAAAAUUAGGGUUGGCAGGGACCUAAGGAGGUGUAGUCCAACCC